GUUUUGUUUACAAUAAUUUAUUUAAUUUCGGUAUAGUUGCCUAGAUGAUUUACUAAUUAAGAAAGCAACUCUUAUUCAUCAUAUUUUUCCAAAGUCAAAGAAAUGGCCAAUAAAUGUUCAGCGAGUGGAGGUAAAGGCAACCUCGGCAGGUUCAUAGACCGCGAGCCCCGAAUCUGCGCGGCGGGGGUGGCGAGCGCGCGGGGGGAGGGCGCGGCGGCGGACUGCCUGGCGCACUACCUGCUGCAGGACCACGCCGCCGCGCUGCUCGGGGACGCCCUCGUCCCGCCCCCCGCGCCCCGGCCGCCCCCACCCCGCCGGCACCCGCCUCCGCCCGAUAUGAGGAACGCCGCUAUAGGACAAGUCGCCAGCCUCAUCAACAUACCAAUGAAAACCAAAUUUCAAAUGCUCGCAGAAGACUUCAAGGAAACAGUCUACGCGUCUUACUGGAAAAAACCAUUGGGACAAGUUCGCGAUCAGACGCCCAUGCUGCCUGAAGGAUUUGAUAUAACAGGAACCACGUUUGGCACCAAAAUUCCUUAUGAGGGGUCACUCUACGAUUUAAUAAUGCCUAAACACCCUCUACCAGAUAAAACUCCGCGAUCCAAAGAGCCCGGGGUCCAGACCGACAGGCAUUACUGCAGACCCCCAUUUAACCCUGACUUGACUUACGGUUAUAGGUGUAAUGUAGACAGACGCGGGCGAUUGGGUAAAUGCUGUGUAACUGAUGAUAGAGUUAUUCUGGGAACAGCCAACAAAGUGGUCAUCACGAGCCGCGAAGCAGACUUUUUAGCCAGCCAUAAGCCGAGGAUAGGCGCUCAACUUGCCCCAAACCAGAACAUCAAGGAGGUACCUGAAGGAUUCACAUUUGGCAUACUGUAUCCUCCUGACAGUUUUGCAGAGUGCAUGAAAUUUUGUGAUAUUAAUCCUGGUUAUUUAUUUUUCCUGAAAUGCUUGGCACAUUUGAACUCUUUAAGGAAAUGUAUUUCAAAACUAUUCCUCCCUACGUUUUUUCGCAAACUUGAGUUGGAACUUAAGUAUUUUGAUAAAGAAAAAUGUGGAUGGUUGCCGAAAGAAGUCGUCUACAAACACUGUGGCAGUAAGAACAUGCGAUUCAACCCCGAGCUCUUGGAACCUCUAGUAGAAAUGUGGGGAGGAUUUGACGGUACUAACAUAAAGUACAGUACCUUCACGCACAUUCUUAACUACAAGCAGCCAUUACCAACAAUGCCUAAAAUAGAAGACAUUGAACCUGAAUGUGCAAUUUUUAAGACAACUUACAGAGAAAUGGUGAAGCCAGGUCAAGAAACCGACACUAGACUCAGAGCUGGCCUUCCUUCGGGAAGAUACUUUGAUAUGGAUUACCCUGUAGUGCCGCCGGGUGCCUGUCAGGCUGAUGUAGCGAACCUGCCAGGUGAGACCGACAUCAAGUCGUGUAUCAAUCCGAGUGUACUGACUCUGUUGAACGUGACCCACAGAGACAUGUUUGCGGCGCGAACCCCCGCUGUCGUCAGAAAAGUGUUCGAGGCAGUCGGGGAGCAAUUCACAGACGAGACAUUCGACGCCACGUGGAAACAAGCUCAAGAGCAGCACUCGGAAGGUUUGGUAUGUUUUGAAACAUUUAGAAGAGCGUUGUAUAAUAAUGACAAGACAAAUUAAACAAAGUGUCUGUUUC
Molecule: messenger RNA, 1672 nt
Organism: Plutella xylostella (diamondback moth)
Lineage: Eukaryota; Metazoa; Arthropoda; Insecta; Lepidoptera; Plutellidae
Product: EF-hand domain-containing family member B
Source: RefSeq, a predicted model, not a curated record